UAGUAAACAUAACAUUUUUUGUUGGUAGAAUAGUAAUUUAUUCAAUAUUAGCUCCUGUUGAAGUUGCAAGUACUCAGGAAAAAGAAGAAAUGUUGUCAACAGUCUCCAAAUGAGUAUAAAGAGAUUUAAGAACUUAAAAAUUGUGAAAUAUUGAUUUGAGUGAGAAAUAAAGCAUAAAAGGUUUAAUGCUUUCGUUAAAUAGACUUAAUAUAACACAAUAAAACUGAUCUGAGUUUUAAGGCAACUAAAAUUUAGGGAAGUAUUAUAAAAAUAAGCUUUGAAAAGUUAUAAAUUAUUCAAACAUGGAGUGUGAGAAUAAAAAUUCUUCAAGAGAAAAGGUGGACACAGGUGAAACAGAAAAAAGUCCUAAAAAGAGUGUAACUCUUGUGGAUGAAAAAAUUCCUAAAGAUCCAUUCGAUACAAAUUAUAACUACGCGAAAAACAACAGUGAUCCGAUAAAACUUUGUAAAGGAAACAUGAAUGAAAAACAGAUGAGUUGGAUUGAUGGCAUUUUCGGCUGUAUGAAGCCUGUUUUAUCGCUGAUCGGAAAAGGAAGUCUAAACGACGUCAGAAUGAGAAACGAAGACGAUUGGAUAAUUCCAUUUGAGUUGAUAUCUGAUAUUGAAUGGUUAGGAUCGGGUGCUCAAGGAGCAGUAUUUUCUGGAAAACUCUACAAUGAAAUAGUAGCCGUUAAGAAAGUUAAAGAUGUUCGUGAAACGGAUAUAAGACAUUUAAGGAAAUUGAAUCAUGAGAAUAUAGUGAAGUUUAGGGGAAUCUGCACACAAGCUCCAGUAUUCUGUAUACUUAUGGAAUUCUGUGCUUACGGUCCAUUACAUCAGAUUCUUAAAGAAGGUGCAUCAGUAAUUACAAUUUCACGAGUUGUUUCAUGGUCAAAGCAAGUCGCAUUAGGCAUGAGUUAUCUUCAUUCACAUAAAAUCAUCCACAGAGACUUAAAAUCGCCAAACAUUCUGAUUGGACAACAUGAAAUCAUAAAAAUUUCAGACUUUGGAACGUCACGAGAGUUUAACGACAUCAGCACGAAAAUGAGUUUUGCUGGAACAGUUGCUUGGAUGGCGCCCGAAGUUAUAAGAAACGAGCCUUGUUCAGAGAAAGUUGAUGUUUGGAGUUUUGGAGUUGUUCUCUGGGAACUUUUGACCUGUGAAAUCCCAUACAAGGAUUUUGAUUCUUCAGCAAUAAUUUGGGGAGUUGGAAAUCAUUCCCUCCAGCUUCCAAUACCUGAUACCUGUCCUGAUGGUUACAAACUAUUAAUUAAACAAUGUUGGAGUGCAAAACCAAAAAAUCGUCCAUCCUUUAGAAUUAUUUUAGCUCAUUUGGAAAUAGCAGGAGCUGAGUUGAUGAAUUGUCAAGAAAGUUAUUGUGAGCAACAAAAGACAUGGCAAAUGGAGAUUCAAGAGAAGCUUCAGAGCAGCAUUAAUAACAGUACAAAGAUUCAUGAACAUGAACAGGAUUUAAUUCGUAAACGACAAGAAGAAUGGAAGCAUGCAAAAGACGUCCGAUUAAUUUAUGAGAGAAAACUGGAACGAACUAAUCAUCUUUACAUGGAGCUGAGUGCUUGUUUUGCUCAACUUGAGGAAAGGGAGAGAGAAAUAGCGGAACGAGAAAAACAAAUAGGAACAAGCAAACCAUACAGAAAAGCAAUUUCUCAGCUGCGUAAACAACAUUUUGAUAAAAUAAGCCGAAGACGACUCUACUUGGCUAAUCAAAUAACCCAAGCAAACUCCAUGAAUUCGCCAAGUCCACCAAGUAGUCCGUUAAAGACAUCGAUGUACGUUCAAUUAGAUGGCAACCAGACGAAAACUGUCACUUCGCAAUCAAAUGGAAAAUACAGCAACAAAAAAACUCGACAUCGACGUGUCGGAAGCGGCUCGUCAAUGAGUGUGAAGAAUAACGUCAAUCGUGAACGCAAACAUGAAACUGAAACAAGAAAUAAUUUUGUUGACACACAAACUCAAACUGAUGUGAAAGAUGUAGAGAAUAAUAACGACGUCGUUGACACUAUAUUAACAACUUCAUGCUUAGCAAAAUCUGAAUCGAUGAAAAAGAAAAAAAUGGAAUCGAGUUUGGAAAGCGAUAUUGACGACAAUGUACCUCAAGAAGACACAACAUCUUCAUCUCAGACAAAUAAUCCGAUAAUGGCUAUCUCGAUAGCGACUUCAAUGGCCACAUCCAUAAUGACUGGAAGUAACUUAAGUUAUGACAACGACACAGAAGACUUGAGCGAGAAACAUCGUGCAGCAAGUGAUGAUGACAAUUUAGAGACGCUAAGAAAGAAGGUCAAUGAACUCAUACUGGAGACUGCAAGCACUACUGAGAGUUACAGUUACAGUACAAACUCAUCAAUCACCACAAUCAUCAAUAAAAACUCGGCAAGCAACACUGAUAAUAACAACUCUGAUCAUAAAAUCGUAAGUACAAUGGUGAAUUCAGUUGAUGAUGAUUUGAACUCGGGCAGUGAUGGAGAUUUUGAUGGACCGAAAAACUUUAAUUACUCAUUGCGUAUGAAAAGUGCUACAAGAAUGCCGGUUCGCUCAAAAAGAAUAAUAGCGAGAAGAUCAUCAUCCGAAGAAUCAAAUGAUUCGAUACCAAGAAGUGGCAAAUUUGGUCGAAUGAAUCCAUCAAUGAAAGUGGUUCCAAUCAGAAGUAGAAUGAUAGAGAUUAAUGGAAUGAAGAAUGAUGAUGAUAAGAGGAAUAAUAAUUGAUUGGAAUGAUAAAUUUAAACUAGGUGUAUUAGUUGAUUAGCUUUAAUUUUCGUCAUACAUCAAAUGGUUGAAAAAAAAAUUGGUCAAGCAGACUUAAACUCCUUUACCUAAUCUAAUCUAAAGUUUAAUCUAAGUUAGUCCAUUAUCUUUACGCAAGUAGCAUUCCAUAGAAAGAAGUGAUGCUUAUACGAAACAUUCCUGGUUAUUAGAAAAGAUACUCUCCAUGCAAUUACAUUUUCUAGUAUUAAAUUAAAGUGUCAGGAUAUGCAUCAGCAUUAAUUAAAUAUUUCAUCGAUGCAAAUGGUCAAGAUCCUUAAGAUAAAGAACGCUCGUUGUUUAAUUAGCAUAUUGAACGAUAAGCCACUGUAGUUUUAAAAUUAAAUGAUAUUAAUAAAUUUAUUAGUUUAAGUUAA
Messenger RNA from Clunio marinus, 3133 nucleotides. Lineage: Eukaryota; Metazoa; Arthropoda; Insecta; Diptera; Chironomidae. The record is from the annotation of a GenBank genome assembly.